UAUUAAUUCAGCUGCACAUCAUCAAUUAGAUUUAUGUCUAAAAGUGUUCAUAGAACAUGCGUGUUAUUCUAAACUUUCUAAUUGUCAACAAUUUGUUCAAUAUGCACAUAAUAUUUUAGAAUCAAUUAUUGACAAUGCAGAUGAUGAUGAUACAGUAACAAAAUGUAUUACAUUAUGUUCAUUGAUAGAUAAAAUGUUAUCAAAAUAUAGUGUGAAAGUUUAUCAAUGGAUUAAACAAAUUUGUAAAACAUUUGAACAAGAACAGAAUGAUUAUUUGGAUGGGACAGGCAUAUUGAAUGAACGUUUAAUGUCAAUAACGCGAGCAAAUUUUAUUAAGAGACUGAUGGAAAUGAAGUUCUAG
Molecule: messenger RNA, 361 nt
Organism: Didymodactylos carnosus
Lineage: Eukaryota; Metazoa; Rotifera; Eurotatoria; Philodinida; Philodinidae
Source: the annotation of a GenBank genome assembly